GGUGCAUUGCAGGUCUUGGAGCCCAUUAUUGUGAGUUGGGGAGGUAGAGACUUGUGCACAUUAAAUUACCAGUAUGCAUCUGUUUAAAGGGCUUCUUUUUCAUUUUUCUGCAUGACAGGUGGGAGGAGAUGUCCCGGAGACAAAUUAUCUGUUCAUGGGUGACUUUGUGGACAGAGGCUUCUACAGUGUGGAGACUUUUCUUCUGUUGCUAGCUCUUAAGGUACGUUAUCCAGACCGGAUUACCUUGAUCCGGGGAAACCACGAGUCCCGGCAGAUCACCCAGGUCUACGGCUUCUAUGACGAGUGCCUCCGCAAAUAUGGCUCAGUCACUGUCUGGAGAUACUGCACAGAGAUUUUCGACUACCUUUCUCUCUCUGCUAUUAUCGAUGGCAAGAUCUUCUGUGUGCACGGGGGAUUGUCUCCCUCCAUCCAGACACUGGAUCAGAUCCGGACCAUUGAUAGAAAACAGGAAGUGCCCCAUGAUGGACCAAUGUGUGACCUCCUGUGGUCAGACCCUGAAGACACCACAGGCUGGGGGGUGAGUCCUAGAGGUGCCGGCUACUUAUUUGGGAGUGACGUAGUGGCUCAGUUCAACGCCGCCAACGAUAUCCACAUGAUCUGUCGAGCUCAUCAGCUAGUUAUGGAAGGCUACAAGUGGCACUUCAAUGAGACGGUGCUCACAGUGUGGUCAGCACCCAACUACUGCUACAGAUGUGGUAAUGUAGCAGCCAUCUUGGAGUUGGAUGAGCAUCUACAGCGGGAGUUCAUCAUAUUUGAAGCAGCACCACAAGAGACCAGAGGCAUACCCUCCAAGAAACCAGUAGCCGACUAUUUCCUGUGAAGUCUUUGAGCAGACAGCCAUGACACAUCCAAAUUUCCAGUACCGUUUCACAUCAGCUGCCCUCCAUCCUGCCGCUGGAUCGUUCUGUCAGUGUGAACUCAAAGCAGUGAGACAGAAAACCUGCCAAACCCUGCCAAGCUCCUGCACAGCUUCAGCUCGAAGAGCUGGAUUUUUUGCCCUACUGCCCAAGCCUGACAGAGCAGUCACUGUGGAAGGUGUAAGGACGAGGUGGUUAAUGGGCCCAUGACUGUUGUCAUUUCUCUUCAGCUACAUAAAGAUGGCCAUUUCUUUCUGCUCUCCUUCCAUUUGUUCUCAUCUUCCUCACUCUGUGUAGAUAUGAAUUUCUCCUUUCCUGGCUCAACUUUCACUACAAUUGUAGUAGUUGUUUUUUUUUGUUUUUUUCUUUUUUGUCCCCCUGCUGUGACAGACACUGUCAUUUAGUUUUAGACGUAUUUGGAAGGAGUGCUGUUUUUUUUCUUCUUCUUUUUUCUUCUCCUUUUUCAUGAUUUUUCUAAAGUAUGCAGCCGUAGGAAGCUUCAGUUUUAUCAUUUUAGAAAUUCCUUCAAUGCAUAUGUUGUCUCUGUUUUUGAUUUUUGUAUAAUUGUUGCUGCCAGGAUUAAACAAAAUGCCCUCUCUUCUCUUUAUUUGCUGUUUAACUGUCUCCCACCACAUGUGCUCCUUUUAACAAGAUAUUCCCGAGAGCUCCACACCCUCACAUCUUAACACCAGAGAUGUAACGACUCCCAACACGAGUCAUGUAUUAACCAUUGCCCUCUUAAUUUCUUUUAAUCUACACUUCUCUGUAGGUGUGUCAAUUUUGAUAUUGUGAAAAUAAAGGUUUUGUAUCUAU
Pundamilia nyererei is the source of this 1691-nucleotide messenger RNA. RefSeq names its product serine/threonine-protein phosphatase 4 catalytic subunit B. The record is from RefSeq and is a predicted model, not a curated record. NCBI's taxonomy places the organism in Eukaryota, Metazoa, Chordata, Actinopteri, Cichliformes, Cichlidae. Bases 155 to 841 code for a protein of 228 amino acids. Gene Ontology annotation, molecular function: protein serine/threonine phosphatase activity. The transcript is spliced from 5 exons.